This is a messenger RNA of Spea bombifrons (plains spadefoot toad), 3914 nucleotides long. It is a transcript of the gene LAMC2, whose product is annotated as laminin subunit gamma 2. The coding region runs from base 99 to 3632 and encodes 1177 amino acids. The record is from RefSeq and is a predicted model, not a curated record. NCBI's taxonomy places the organism in Eukaryota, Metazoa, Chordata, Amphibia, Anura, Pelobatidae. The transcript is spliced from 23 exons. Gene Ontology annotation, molecular function: extracellular matrix structural constituent.
CACCUGACGGACACUUAGACAGAGAACGAAGAACCGGAGACAGAAAUAAACCUACAGAAGCAGCUGCAGAGCACCCAGGGUCCUACAUCUCCAUAACGAUGGGGCAAUGGAGGUCUCUAAGGCAGACCCAGUCCUUCCUGUUCAUUCUGUCUGUGGCAGCAGGGACCCUGAGUAUAGAAGUCUUUGCAUCUGUCUGCAACUGCAAUGGUCGCUCCCAGCAGUGCGUGUUUGACCCUGACCUGCUGGCACAGACGGGCAAUGGAUUUCGCUGUAUCAACUGCAUGGGAGACACCGAUGGUCCAAACUGUGAAAGAUGCAAGCAGGGAUAUUACCCACAGGGUGGGGGGACCUGUGUACCCUGCUACUGCAAUUCUAUAGGCUCCCUCAGCACACAGUGUGAUAACUUUGGCCGCUGCAGCUGUAAGCCGGGUGUGAUGGGUGAGAAGUGUGACCGAUGCCAGCCUGGCUUCCACUCCCUCACGGAGACCGGAUGCAGGAGACACGGCUGUCAGUGUGACCCAGCAGGCAGUAUUCAAGGAUGUGACACAGAAGGGACAUGUGUGUGCAAAUCUGCCGUUACUGGAGAGCGAUGUGACAGGUGUAAGCCUGGAUAUUACCACAUGGAUGCAGCACGCACGGAAGGCUGUUUGAAAUGUUUUUGCCAUGGUCACUCUACGUCAUGCAGCAGCUCCAGUCAACACAGUGUGAGAAACAUCACUUCCUCCUUCCAAAAAGACACAGAAGGCUGGAGCGCAGUCUUAAAAGAUGGGUCCCCAGCACCAGUACCUGUUCGGAUGUCUCGACACCAAAAAGAGGUCUACCUAGCAUCGAGACAAAGAGAGCCUCUGUACUUUAAUGCCCCAGCACAGUUCCUGGGAGAUCAGUCUGUGAGCUAUGGACAAGUACUGACUGUAAGUUUCCGUGUGGAUCGAGGGCGUCACAGGGCAGGGGCUGAGGACUUAGUGCUGGAGGGUAAUGGCUUGAGAAUUUAUGCCCCUCUUACGUCUUCCAAAACUGCACUGCCGUGCCGGCUGCCUCAAACAUAUUCAUUCAGGCUAGAUGAGCUAUCUGGAAGCCCUUGGACACCUCGUCUCAGCCACCUUGACUUCCGUCGUCUUUUGAGUAAUUUGACUUCACUUCAAAUCCGCGGAACUUAUGGAGAGUACAGUACAGGAUAUCUCCAAGCUGUCACUCUGGUAUCAGCUCGUCCUGUCCCUGGAGAACCUGCUCCUUGGGUGGAAAAAUGUGUUUGCCCUGCAGGCUACCAGGGGCACUUCUGUGAGAGAUGUGCCCCCGGAUACCGCCGGCAGUCUCCAGGGCUUGGCCGUCUCAGUGCUUGUGUUCCCUGUAACUGUCAGGGCGGAGGUGUGUGUGACCCAGAUACCGGUGACUGUUAUUCUGGAGAUCAGAAUCUAAAUAACGAUUGUGCUGAUUGCCCACAUGGACUUUAUAAUGACCCGCGGGACCCCCAGAACUGUUUACCAUGUCCAUGCAGCGCUGGUAUUGGAUGCUCAUUGUCCCCCGAAACUCAGGAACCUGUAUGUGAUGACUGCCCUGUUGGACUGGGAGGGCCCCGCUGUGACGUAUGUGCCGAUGGAUAUUUUGGAGACCCCCAGGGACUACGUGGACCUCCUCGUCUCUGCAGGCCCUGUGAAUGCAAUAACAAUAUUGAUCCUACUGUAGAGGGAAGCUGCGACAGAGUGACCGGGGAAUGUCUCAAGUGUAUUCACAACACCGGCGGGUUCUACUGUAAUAGCUGCAGAGAAGGCUUCUACGGGAACCCACUGGAUCCUAAUCCAGAGCUCAAGUGCAGAGUCUGUUACUGCCACCCUGUGGGAGCUGAAAAUUCAGGGUGUCAGAAAGAUGGUUCCUGUGUGUGUAGAGCUGGUUUCGAGGGUGAGAAUUGUGAUCGCCCGCAGUGCCCCAGCUGUUACAGCCAGGUCAGCGAGAAGAUCAAUCUGUACAAGAGGGAGCUACAUGGGCUGAUGGGAGCUAAUAGCAACCAACAGUCCCCAGCCAGAGGGGAGCUAGAAAAGAGAAUGAGGAAGGCAGAGGCGGCUGCACGCGAAAUGCUAAGAGAGUCGGAGGCUGCGCAUGGUGCAGAGAUAUCUCUGCAGAGGCGGCUGGCUGGACUUCAGGGAUCCCAGUCUGAGACGCAGAAUGAACUGGAACAAGCCCAGAGGAAGGUCCAGGUGGCGCAGGCCCAGAGCAGUCAGUACCUCGGACAGCUUCAGGAAGCACGGGGGAAGAUAGGCAAUGUGCGGAUUCUGCUACAAGGGAGCCAAGCGGAGCUGGUUGGCAUGACAUUUCCGAAUACGAAUUCCGGCCUGAAUUCCGGCACUUUCGCACAGCUCAGCCAGGAGGCUCAGACGAUAGCAAACAGGCUGGCGCAGGAAUCACAGAUUGUCACGCAGGACGCAGCAGAUGCCCAGGGAGAUACACAGAGAGUUCUUCAGAUUUUGCGCUCUGGAGAUGCUGACCCUGCUGCCGGCGAGAGACUUAGGGCAAGACUAGAGGAGGCUCGCACGCAGGCCAGAGCACUGGAGACAGAGGCCAUUCAGUCUGCAGCCGCCGCAGAGCGCUCUCACCACGAAAGCAUGCAGACAGCCCGUGCCUUGUCACAAACUGCCCGUCUGAACUCCGUGGAAUUCCAGGCUCAGCUACAGCGUCUGCAGGCAGAAUCCACAGCACUCAGAGACUCGGUGGAAGCCGACUUAUCUCAGAGCAAAAAUCUCCAGGGCAAGUUUAAUGUCUGGGAGCAGGAAGCAGAGGAGCAACUCCAGGAGGGACAAAAGAGCAGAGUGUUGGCUGACCAGUUCCUCUCACGGGCAAAUGCCGCCAAGAUCAAAGCAGAGCAGGCUAUGCGUACCGGGAACAGCACCUACUACGACAUUGAGGGUAUCCUCAGCAACCUGAAGGGGUUUGACGAAAAAGUAGGAGACAGACGCAGCGAGGCUGAAGAUGCAAUGAGGCUUCUCCCUGAAAUCCGACGUCGGGUUGAAGCGGCAACAGAUAACUCAGAAAGAGCUGGAAAUAUGCUGCAAGGGGCAGAAAGAGAUGCAAAUAUGGCAACAGGCAACACAGGAGAGGCUCAAAGCAUUACCAACGCUAUUCAACUGGACAUGCUGCGGAUGGGUCAGGAUGCCAACAGUUCGGCAGAAAUGGCUCUUGCUUUGGAGCGUGAAUUUGCAGGGCUGGUCAGGAUGACUAAAGGUACAGCAGAUGAUCUAGAUACCAGGACUCGGACUGCUGAGAGAGACGGUGUGGCUGCAGAAGGGAUUGUGCAGACCGCGCUGGAAGCUGAGGCCGGCGCUUCAGGCGCCGAUAAUGCAGUUACAGCCACACUCAGUGCUCUGGAUCACAUGCUCAGUUUGAUGGACCGGCCACUGGUUGGUAACGAAGAAGGUCUCAGCGAGCUUGAACUCAGUUUGCGCUCUGCUCGUUCUCAGCUAUCUGAACGUCUCAGGCCGGCAGUGAAAGAUAUGGAGCUGGCAGCUGAGCGCCAACGACAGAGGAUUCUCAGCGUAGACUCGGAGAUUAGCGGGAUGCUCAUUGACAUUCAGAGCCUGAGGGACAUCCGUGAUAACCUGCCACCAGGGUGCUACAGCACCACAGCUAUAGAAAGGCCUUGAAAGCUUCUAGGACACGUUAAGGACUGUAUACUGAGAUACCGGCCAUACCAUGAAGCAGUGGACCAUACCAAAUCAUUCAUACUGUGAUAACUCUCCGGAGGCUUUUUAAUGCAAUCUUUAUCAUGCAAUUUUGUAUGCACGUGAAAUGACAAAAAAGAGAGACAUAUUCCUUUUGGAAAGGCGCCCGAGAAACCACUUACACGUGAUGAAAGGAGAGACCAUCCCAGUUUUUCUAUCUCUGCAACAUAUUUCUAUUUAUUUAUUAAUAAAAUAUAACCAGAC